GUCCGAAUAAAUAAAGUAAUGAAGUCGGUGACUGUCUUCGCCAAUAUCAAUCUAUGGAUCAGAAUCCGUACAGGAGGAAAUCGUCUCCGAUCAGAACCACAACCGGCGGUUCAAACUCCGUCGGUUACUCACAACUACUUCCGAUGAAGUUUCUCAGCUCAGGCACGAUGAAGCUCACGAGAACCUUCGCUACUUGCUUGAUACUCUUCUCUGUGCUAUUAGCAUUCUCAAUGAUCUUCCAUCACCACCCAUCUGAUCCUAAUCGGAUAAUGGGUUUCGCUGAGGCAAGAGUUCUCGAGGGCAGAGACUACUCCAAUGUUACUACUAUCGAUUCAAAUGAUUCCGAUAAACUUCUGGGAGGACUACUUGCUACAGGGUUUGAUGAACAUUCAUGCCUCAGUAGAUACCAAUCAUCACUAUACCGUAAACCUUCGCCGUACAAGCCUUCUCCUUACCUCGUCUCCAAGCUCAGAAACUACGAAACGCUUCACAAGCGAUGUGGUCCUGGCACUGAAUCUUACAAGAAAGCUCUAAAGCAACUUGACCAAGAUCAUAUCGAUGGCAAUGGUGAAUGCAAAUACGUCGUGUGGAUCUCCUUCAGCGGGUUAGGAAACAGGAUACUCUCUCUAGCCUCGGUCUUUCUCUACGCGCUUUUGACGGACAGAGUCUUGCUCGUAGACAGAGGGAAAGACAUGGAUGAUCUCUUCUGCGAGCCGUUCCCUGGUACCUCGUGGUUACUUCCUUUAGAUUUCCCGAUGACGUCUCAGUUUGAUGGGUUAAAUCAAGAAUCCUCUCGCUGCUACGGACAUAUGCUGAAGACUCAGGAGAUCAGCAACGAGAAAACUCUGUCUCAUCUUUACCUUCAUCUGAUCCAUGACUAUGGAGAUCAUGACAAGAUGUUCUUCUGUGAAGAAGACCAAACCUUUAUAGGGAAAUCCCCUUGGUUGAUAGUCAAAACAGAUAAUUACUUUGUUCCUUCUCUAUGGCUGAUCCAUGGCUUCGACGAGGAGCUAAACAAGCUCUUCCCGCAGAAAGAAACCGUCUUUCAUCACUUGGGGAGAUAUCUUUUCCACCCAAGAAACCAAGUAUGGGGCUUGGUCACUAGAUACUACGAAGCUUACUUAUCGAACGCGGAUGAGAAGAUAGGGAUUCAGGUGAGAGUUUUCGAUGUAGAAGCUGGUCCGUUUCAGCACGUUAUGGAUCAGAUUUCAUCUUGUACUCAAAAGGAGAAGCUUCUACCUGAAGUAGACACACUACUAGUAGAAAGAUCACACCAAGUUAAAACCCCAAAACACAAGGCUGUGCUUGUCACAUCUCUAAGCUCAGGUUACUCGGAGAAUCUAAAGAAUAUGUACUGGGAGUAUCCGACGUCAACAGGUGAGAUCAUCGGUGUUCAUCAGCCGAGCCAAGAAGGUUAUCAGCAGACUGAGAAGAAGAUGCAUAACGGGAAAGCUCUUGCGGAGAUGUAUCUUUUGAGUAUGACAGAUAAUCUUGUGACGAGUGGUUGGUCUACGUUUGGAUAUGUAGCUCAAGGUCUUGGAGGUUUAAAGCCUUGGAUACUGUAUAGACCCGAGAACCGUACUGCUCCUGAUCCUGCGUGUGGUCGGGCUAUGUCGAUGGAGCCUUGUUUCCACUCGCCUCCUUUCUAUGACUGUAAAGCCAAAACGGGCAUCGACACAGGGAAACUAGUUCCUCAUGUGAGACAUUGUGAGGAUAUAAGCUGGGGACUUAAGCUAGUAUGAAUGGUUUUACUCUGUUUUUUGAUUAUAUGAUGUUGUAACAACACCCUCUCUCUUCUUAUAUUAGCUUUUUAUAAAAGUCAAAAUUUUGCUGCUUUUGACAUUUUCUCAAAUUAGAUAAAAACAAGAGCAUAAAGGGUUCUUUUGUUACCAAAGUUUAUGUGAUGAUCUUUGGCUCUUUGCUUCUCAUACUCUUUUCCACUAUGAAGAAGGUUAAAAGGGAGCGCUCAGAUUUGAUUCCUACUAUCCUUUUUUUUUAGCUUUCCUUUUUCCUGAAAUCUUAGGGUUUCUGAAUGGAUCUGCAUCCCUCCAGAAGGAGACUCUCUCUCUCCAAGGGCAUUGGUAAACAGCCUGAAGAACAGAUUGGAGUCCAAGAAAAGAGAUACAGAUUGUUCGGAGCAAUGAGAAUCACAGAGAUCAUAGCUUAUAUCAUGGUCAUUACCCCUGUUUUGCUAGUAAUCGCAGUAAUCUUUGGACAUGACUCGUAUGAUCAAGGAUAUGAUUUCGCUGAAGCAUCAAGAAUCAUCCAAAUAAAACCAGAACCAAAUUUGACAUCCUCAGCUGAUUCAACAUUACAGAGAGAUCAGAAACAAAACGAUUCUGUAAAUUUGUCUCUGCUUGGAGGACUACUUGUUCCUGGUUUCAAGAAAGAUUCUUGCUCGAGUAGAUACCAAUCUUACCUCUACCGUAAAGCUUCACCGUAUAGACCUUCUCUGUAUCUACUUUCGAAGCUUAGAGCUUACGAAGAGCUUCAUAAGCGAUGCGGACCGGGAACCAAACCAUACAGCAACGCGAAGAGACUGCUUAAACCGAAACAAACCGGUGAUUUGGAAUCAGAAGGAUGCAAGUAUGUUGUUUGGAUGGAGUUUAGCGGUUUAGGGAACAGGAUCAUCAGUAUAGCCUCUGCGUUUCUGUACGCUAUGUUGACAGAUAGAGUCUUGCUCGUUGAAGGAGGAGAGCAGUUUGCAGAUUUGUUCUGUGAACCGUUCCUCGAUGCCACUUGGCUAUUACCUAAAGAUUUCACCUUAACUAAACAGUUCAGUGGCUUUGGUCAAAACUCAGCUCAAUGCCAUGGAGAUAUGCUCAAGAGGAAACUGGUUAAUAGUUCAUCGGUUUCGUCUCUGUCUCAUCUUUAUCUCCAUCUAGCUCAUGAUUACAACGAACACGACAAGAUGUUCUUCUGCGCAGAAGAUCAGGAUCUCUUGAAGAGUGUUCCUUGGCUGAUCAUGAGGACGAACAACUUCUUUGCCCCGUCUCUCUUCUUGAUCCCUUCUUUCGAGGAAGAGCUCGGUAUGAUGUUCCCGGAGAAAGGAACGGUUUUUCACCAUUUGGGUCGUUACCUCUUCCAUCCUUCGAACCAUGUGUGGGGACUGAUCACAAGAUACUACCAAGCUUACUUAGCCACAGCAGAUGAGAGGAUUGGUCUUCAGAUAAGAGUCUUUGAUGAGAAAUCAGGAGUCUCUCCUCAAGUCACUAACCAAAUCAUUUCUUGCGUUCAAAACGAGGAGAUACUACCAAAACUAAGCAAAUCAGGAGAGCAACACAAGCAGCCAUCAGAAGAAGACGUUAAACUCAAAGCUGUCUUGAUCACUUCUUUAACAACAGGAUACUCUGAGAUCUUGAAGACGAUGUACUGGGAGAAUCCGACUGUGACAAGAGAUGUGAUUGGGAUACAUCAGCCAAGUCACGAAGGACAUCAGCAAACAGAGAAGCUAAUGCAUAACAGGAAAGCUUGGGCAGAGAUGUACUUACUGAGCUUAACGGAUAAGUUGGUUAUAAGUGCUUGGUCUACGUUUGGGUAUGUAGCUCAAGGGCUUGGAGGAUCAAGAGCUUGGAUUCUGUAUAAGCAAGAGAAUCAAAACAACGUAAACCCUCCUUGUGGUAGAGCCAUGUCACCAGAUCCUUGCUUCCAUGCUCCUCCUUACUACGAUUGCAAAGCCAAGAAAGGAAUCGACACUGGUAAAGUUGUCCCACACGUUAGACAUUGUGAGGAUAUUAGCUGGGGACUUAAGCUUGUUGACAACUCAUGACCUGAAACAAGACUGUGAAAUUUUUUAUACUUAGACUAAGUUACUUAUAUAAGAAGCAAAACAUUCCUUCUCCGUUCCUAUUUGUGUUUCCCUAGUGAGUUCUUUGCUUGCCCUGCAAUGGAAUACAUAUUUUUCUG
Molecule: messenger RNA, 3906 nt
Organism: Thlaspi arvense
Lineage: Eukaryota; Viridiplantae; Streptophyta; Magnoliopsida; Brassicales; Brassicaceae
Source: the annotation of a GenBank genome assembly